Messenger RNA from Didymella exigua CBS 183.55, 1007 nucleotides. RefSeq lists its product as uncharacterized. Bases 204 to 851 code for a protein of 215 amino acids. The record is from RefSeq and is a predicted model, not a curated record. Lineage: Eukaryota; Fungi; Ascomycota; Dothideomycetes; Pleosporales; Didymellaceae. The transcript has a single exon.
UCAGUGACCCCUUCCUGUCCCUGAGGGCCUGAGAGCGCUUUUCGGAAACGAUUGGUGUGCUAUCUGAGCUUCACAGACCACGCUUGGGUAUCUUGGGCCUCAACGUCUUCGGAGACUGGUCGUGUGUCUCGGGUUUUGCCGUCAAAGAUACAGGGCUAUACACAGGGCAAUCUUGUGAGACGGAUUAUAGGGACGGCAAUUGCAUGAACGCAUUCAGACGAGCGCUAACGAAGCCUAUGAGAUUACGGGCUGGUGCAUACGAACAUGAUGGUGCAGCAAAACCGCACAAGAUCUACAAUGGAUCUAUCGAAAAGGCAGGCCAUAUAUCAGUACCAACGACUCCCCUUCGAACGCUAUCCACCCCAUCCCUUCCUCCCUACAUUAUACUUCGCCUGGACACUUACCCUAUUUUACGCCUGCCACUCCCCAUCUCCCGUUCCUCUAUCAACCCUCCACUUCCUCACCACCUUCAGCCUGACCGAAUCCCUCAUCCACCCCACAGUCCACCGCUCAUUAUCCCUGAAUCGCUGCAGCGUAACGCUCGUCCUGCAAUUGUCUACUCCAACCCCACACCAAAUGGCCCGCUAUUUAAUCUUGCGCAGCGUCGUGUCUGGACGUUGGUGAACCGAGUCCGGAUCCGUGGACCAGAUUUUCCCGUCGAGAGUUGCGACGAGCAUUUCUGCCACGGUGAGCCUGGACUUGUGAGAGAACGUUUGGGGGCGGAAGUCGAUGGGCUUGGAGGCCAUGAAACGGUCGAGAAGCUUGGACAAGUCGAGGUGAGGGCAUAUGUAGGGAGGGUCUUGCUUGACGAGCUCUGUGAUGAUGGAUGCGUUCGCGGCCCGGAAGCGUAGUGGUGUAUACAGAUCGAUGAAGUACUUGGCUGCGGCUUCAUACUUGACGGGAAACACGCGGUCGAGAGUAAGUGUGUGGGAGUUUAGAUAUGCUUAGCUUGGGCUUGCCUACCGGUAGCGGCUCCGAUGUGCGAUGGAAGUCCCAGUCUAACAACA